Messenger RNA from Hippopotamus amphibius kiboko, 6349 nucleotides. RefSeq names its product NIMA related kinase 9 (gene NEK9). Lineage: Eukaryota; Metazoa; Chordata; Mammalia; Artiodactyla; Hippopotamidae. Bases 148 to 3084 code for a protein of 978 amino acids. The transcript has 22 exons. Gene Ontology annotation, molecular function: ATP binding; protein kinase activity; protein kinase binding. Gene Ontology annotation, biological process: protein phosphorylation. Gene Ontology annotation, cellular component: centrosome. The record is from RefSeq and is a predicted model, not a curated record.
CUGCUUCCGGGUCAGGGGGGAAGGAGCCACCAUGGAGCCUCGCGGGGUGGCUGGGCUGACGGGGCCGCGGGCCGGCGUUUGAGGCGGGAGAGGCCCAGCGCCGCCAGCGCCGCCGGGGACACGCAGGCCGGUCCCGCGGCCGCCGCCAUGUCGGUGCUGGGCGAGUACGAGCGACACUGCGAUUCCCUCAACUCGGACUUUGGGAGCGAGUCCGGGGGUGGCGGAGACUCGGGCCCGGGGCCCAGCGCGGGUCCUGGGCCGCGAGCCGGAGGCGGCGUGGCGGAGCAGGAAGAGCUGCACUACAUCCCCAUCCGCGUCCUGGGCCGCGGCGCCUUCGGGGAGGCCACGCUGUACCGCCGCACCGAGGAUGACUCAUUGGUCGUGUGGAAGGAAGUUGAUUUGACCCGACUGUCUGAGAAGGAACGUCGUGAUGCCUUGAAUGAGAUUGUUAUUCUGGCGCUGCUGCAGCAUGACAACAUUAUUGCCUACUACAAUCACUUCAUGGACAAUACCACGCUGCUGAUUGAGCUGGAGUAUUGUAAUGGUGGGAACCUGUAUGACAAAAUCCUUCGUCAGAAGGACAAGUUGUUUGAGGAAGAGAUGGUGGUUUGGUACCUAUUUCAGAUUGUUUCAGCAGUGAGCUGUAUCCAUAAAGCUGGAAUCCUUCAUAGAGAUAUAAAGACAUUAAAUAUUUUUCUGACCAAAGCAAACCUGAUAAAACUUGGAGAUUAUGGCCUAGCAAAGAAACUUAAUUCUGAGUAUUCCAUGGCUGAGACGCUUGUGGGAACUCCGUAUUACAUGUCUCCAGAGCUCUGCCAAGGAGUUAAAUACAAUUUCAAGUCUGAUAUCUGGGCAGUGGGCUGUGUCAUUUUUGAACUGCUUACGCUAAAGAGAACGUUUGAUGCUACAAAUCCCCUCAACUUGUGUGUGAAGAUUGUACAAGGAAUCCGGGCCAUGGAAGUUGAUUCUAGCCAGUACUCUUUGGAACUGAUCCAAAUGGUCCAUGCGUGCCUCGACCAGGAUCCUGAGCAGAGACCCACUGCAGAUGAACUUCUUGAUCGCCCCCUUCUCAGGAAACGCAGAAGAGAGAUGGAGGAAAAAGUCACACUGCUUAAUGCACCUACAAAGAGACCAAGGUCAAGCACUGUGACUGAAGCACCCAUUGCUGUGGUAACAUCCCGAACCAGUGAAGUCUAUGUUUGGGGUGGUGGGAAAUCCACUCCCCAGAAACUGGAUGUCAUCAAGAGUGGCUGUAGUGCCCGGCAGGUGUGUGCAGGGAAUACCCACUUUGCUGUGGUCACAGUGGAGAAGGAACUAUACACCUGGGUGAAUAUGCAGGGGGGUACUAAACUCCAUGGUCAGCUGGGCCAUGGAGACAAAGCCUCCUACCGACAGCCAAAGCACGUGGAAAAGUUGCAAGGCAAAGCUAUCCGUCAGGUGUCAUGUGGUGAUGAUUUCACUGUCUGUGUAACAGAUGAAGGUCAGCUCUAUGCCUUUGGAUCUGACUAUUAUGGCUGCAUGGGGGUGGACAAGGUUGCUGGCUCUGAAGUAUUAGAACCCAUGCAGCUGGACUUCUUCCUGAACAAUCCAGUGGAGCAGGUCUCCUGUGGAGAUAAUCAUGUGGUAGUUUUGACACGAAACAAAGAAGUCUACUCUUGGGGCUGUGGUGAAUAUGGACGAUUGGGUUUGGAUUCAGAAGAGGAUUAUUAUACACCACAAAAGGUGGAUGUUCCCAAGGCCUUGAUUAUUGUCGCAGUUCAGUGUGGCUGUGAUGGGACAUUUCUGCUGACCCAGUCAGGCAAAGUGCUGGCCUGUGGACUCAAUGAGUUCAACAAACUGGGUCUGAAUCAGUGCAUGUCUGGAAUCAUCAAUCAUGAAGCAUACCACGAAGUUCCCUACACCACUUCCUUUACCUUGGCCAAACAGUUGUCCUUUUAUAAGAUCCGUACAGUUGCCCCAGGCAAGACUCACACUGCUGCUAUUGAUGAGCGAGGCCGGCUGCUGACCUUUGGCUGCAACAAGUGUGGACAGCUGGGCGUUGGAAAUUAUAAGAAGCGUCUAGGAAUCAACCUGUUGGGAGGACCCCUAGGUGGAAAGCAAGUGAUCAGAGUCUCCUGCGGUGAUGAGUUUACCAUUGCUGCCACCGAUGAUAAUCACAUCUUUGCCUGGGGCAAUGGUGGUAAUGGUCGCCUGGCAAUGACCCCCACAGAGAGACCGCACGGCUCUGAUAUCUGCACUUCAUGGCCUCGGCCUAUCUUUGGAUCUCUGCAUCACGUCCCAGACCUGUCUUGCCGAGGCUGGCACACCAUUCUUAUUGUUGAGAAAGUAUUGAAUUCUAAGACCAUCCGUUCCAAUAGCAGCGGCUUAUCCAUCGGAACUGUAGUUCAGAGCUCUAGCCCAGGAGGUGGCAGCGGUGGCGGUAGGGGAGAAGAAGAGGACAGUCAGCAGGAAUCUGAAACUCCUGAUCCAAGUGGAGGCUUCCGAGGAACAAUGGAAGCAGACCGAGGAAUGGAAGGUUUAGUCAGUCCCACGGAGGCCAUGAGGAUCAGUAGUGGGGCAAGCAGCUCCUGUCCUGGCUGGCUUCGAAAGGAGCUGGAAAACGCAGAAUUCAUCCCUAUGCCUGACAGCCCAUCCCCGCUAAGUGCAGCUUUUUCAGAAUCUGAGAAAGAUACUCUGCCCUAUGAAGAGCUACAAGGACUCAAGGUGGCUUCUGAAGCUCCUUUGGAACACAAGCCCCCAGCGGGAGCCUGGCCACCUCGGCUGAGUCCUGCAGGAACAUGCGCUGGGAAGGGAACACCCUUGACUCCUACCUGUGCAUGCAGCACUCUGCAGGUGGAGGUUGAGAGAUUGCAGGGUCUGGUGUUGAAGUGUCUGGCUGAACAACAGAAGUUACAGCAAGAAAACCUUCAGAUUUUUACCCAGCUACAGAAGCUGAACAAGAAAUUAGAAGGAGGGCAGCAGGUGGGGAUGCAUUCCAAAGGAACUCAGACAGCAAAGGAAGAGAUGGAAAUGGAUCCAAAGCCUGACUUAGAUUCAGAUUCCUGGUGCCUCCUGGGAACAGACUCCUGUAGACCCAGCCUCUAGUCUUCUGAGCCUGUAUAGCCUCCAGGAAACUGGGAUCCAAAGACCUUCACAGCACACUUACUGAAUGCAGAGAGCGCUUUCCUGGCUUCGUUCACUUGCAGACAAGGAGUGCAAGGCGGAGGCUCUGAAGCACUUUCCAUGUACACUUGGAGAGUAGCAUUGCCUAUUAGAUAGGAUCUAGGAGUGGUUUUGUGUUGGAGAAUGGAAGGGCCCCAUGGCCCUGGCUUUGUCCUCAGUGACUGCCAUAGCAACAGCAGCUCUGUACCUCAUGUGGUGAUCCCACCUUUGAAGAGGAGACACAAUGCUCACCUUAAUUUUACUGGUAGCAGCUUAUAUCCCACUUAUCAUUUUCACCAUUAAUUGGAAGCUGCCUUGGGAAUUCGACACCAGGCAUUGCACCUCUGGGUGGAGGAGGUUAAAGUGUAACGCUGGAGUGGGCUGGAACCGGGUGUGGCCCAUCCAGGGUCAUCUGGAGAGUAGUGAAGUGUUCUAAGCCCUCUCACGAGCCUUAGUCCAGGAAAGUAUGUCUGGUGGAGUCAAGCUCUGGCUUGUUUUCAGAAAGUUCAAUUACUUUGUGCAGCUAAAUGCUUGCGGAGGAACAGUGGGCUUAGAUUGCUUUUCCUCUGAGGGUUGAGUGAAACUUCUCCAUUGAGGAGUAGAGAAAGAAGGGCAGGUCCCUCGUCACACAGCAGGAGUGUCAGGCUGUGGCCGACGCAGGGUGGGAUUUCCUAGCUUUGGAAGAUUCCUCUGAGAGAUGAGGCAUCUCGUAGAGAAUUGAGUCCGUGAGGCAGUGGAAUGGACUUUAGAGGAAACCAAGAGGGGAGGUCCUCCUUCAGCUGCCUCUACUUGGCAUCUUUGAGAAGGCCUCGAGUGACUGAGUCUUCCUCCCCUGAGAAGGCUUCUUGUGCCUCUGCCUUCGUGGCUCUUAGGGUUCUAAUCUUGACAUCAGCAGCCCAGCCACUCCCUUUCUGUAUGUCUAGUCAGUAUUUUUCCCCUUUUGGUGUUUUAUUAUGAAGCCAUAUCAGUGAAUCUGUAUCAUCUUUCCUACUUGAGUGGCCCAAAGCCAGCCCCCAAACCUGGUAGUCCCUGAAGCCUAAUAGAACAGGAGGAGCCUGCCAAGUGAGAGGAAUUUGGCUGAGAGCUCCCUUCUAAUCCCUGUGUCUUUGUGUGCUUGUAGACAGGAGGAAGCUAGCUUUCCCAAAGAGAGAAAGUGUCCUAGAGACGUUUGAUGGUUUUACUUAAGGAUGUGAGCUUUGUGUUUCCACCUAGCCUUCAGUAUUUUGAGUCACAGGAGCUGCCUUGAUGAGUUUCACAUCCUGCCCACCUAGGAAGAGCUAAAUUAAUUCUUGUUUCAUUUUCCCCAACCAAAAAAUGAAUGUUUGAUAUCUGCUUAAUAUUUUGGAAGGACUUGUGCAAUGGAAAUUUUGCCAUUUCCCUAAAACUGCUUGUGUAAAGGCUGCUGCUCCGGGAAAACCCCACAGCUGGGGAUGGGCAACUCUAUUCAAUGGGAUCUUCUUUGGUUUAAUAUUCCCAUUGUUUUCUCAAUUCUGGGAAGCCUAGUACAAUGGUACUAAUGUAAUCACUGAAGCCUUUUCUUAAAAUAAGGGAAGGGGCCAAACCUGGAUUAAAGUUACAAGUUCUGAGGACUUGGGGGUUUGCAACAAACCCUAACAGUGGGUUUUGGUUCAUCAUGUAAAUGCAACUUUGAUUUUUUUUUUUAAGGACUGACUGGCCUUUCACGUUCCUGUAUCCCUCAUGCUCACCAUCUCAGCAGGCCUGAGAGGCAGGGUCAGUUUGGGUGUUAUUCAUGAAACCGAAGAACAUGGGCACGUUGCUGAGACUGUGGGAUGAAAGUGAGCACUGAAGGGAGGGCGAGAGCCUGGCUCUUGCUCCGGAGGGGGAAUCACUCUGUAGCAAGUGGAACGCCGGGGUCGUUUUCUCUAGCAUGUUCCCUUGGGAAGUCUAGGUUUGCUGUUAAUCUGGCUGAAAAAUCUAAGUUCUGUGCCUUAGAGACAAUUUGUACUUUCCCAAAUUGUGCCUGGGACAGCCAUAUGAUUUUUCCCACCAAAAAGCUAUGCAAACAGAAACCAGUUCAAAGGUGGCAGCCAUGCAUCAGAUAAAAAGUGAAAGGUGAGGCAGCAGAAAUGCCUUUGAAUGGUUUUCUGUAGCUAAUUCUCUUAAAUUGUGUCCUACUCUUCUUUAUGUAGUGCUAGGUGUUUUAAGUUUUCCAGUAGUAUUGCUUUUGAGUUAUAGUAUAAUCUGAGUUACUCCUCUGCUCUGACAUUGUUGCUGAAGAAUUAGCUUAUUGUUAGCCAGAUGUUUGAAAGGUUGAGGGUGGAGUGGUUUGGCAUUUCUGUUUUAAAUAAACAUUUAAACUCUCAGUCAGUGCUGUGCCUCAGUGAGCCUGCGCAUGGACCUUAGUCACUGGGGAUAAAACACACAGACUCUAGGCCUGCGUGAAUCUUUAAUUCAGUGAGUCUUUAUAUAAAUAAAUAAAUGGUUUUGUAACAGAAACAAUGCAAGAGAAAUUUGCACAGAAAUAAUCUUUGCUUCUUUCCAGUUUCUUUUUCUUGCUAAUAGAAACAUUUUUGCUACUACAAUUUUCCCCCCAAACUUCUAAAAUAUAGUGCUUAAAAUGCAGAAGGAGAAAAACAUGAGCCAUUAAAAGAGGAAGGGUCAUGUCUUGUACUUAUGUCCUCAAUCACAGUGGGCUUUUCCAAGUGAUACUGCCAGUUUAUGUUUGUAAAACUGUUUUCCCUUAAAAAGGCUGAACUGCAUUUGGUCUCCCUGGCAUAUAGCACAGCCAAGUUAUAACUUCUCUUGGCUGAACAUUUCACUAAAGUUUAAAGCAAGAGCAGACUUAACUCACAUUUCACUUGAUUUUGCCAUAUAUUUGGAAACAUUCAUAAUAGAACAACUCUGGUGCAAGGAUAUAUUGUAAAUGAAUUAUUUCAAAUGAGCAUCACUGGGCCUCUAAAGUAUUAUUCAGGAUAGUGUCAGGGCAGAGGGGGCUGUAGUCAGGACUACAAAACAUGCUCCUGCCUGCCACAAAACAAAAAAAAUCAUUUAUUGCUUCAGUGAUUAACUAUGGAAAUAAACAUGCUGAUCACUAAACCUCACAGAAUCAUGAACAUUAGGGAAAAAAACACUGUAUCACAUCUCUGCCACCUCCUGUGCAGUUGUGAAAAGUGACAAAUUGAUGACCUAAAGCAAAUGUUGGCCAAAGGUGCUAUACUGCAUUCAAUACACUGCUGUUAAGAAAUAC